Molecule: messenger RNA, 3231 nt
Organism: Clupea harengus (Atlantic herring)
Lineage: Eukaryota; Metazoa; Chordata; Actinopteri; Clupeiformes; Clupeidae
Gene: prox3
Product: prospero homeobox 3
Biological process (GO): regulation of transcription by RNA polymerase II
Cellular component (GO): nucleus
Molecular function (GO): DNA-binding transcription factor activity, RNA polymerase II-specific; RNA polymerase II cis-regulatory region sequence-specific DNA binding
Source: RefSeq, a predicted model, not a curated record
UGUGAGAGAGAGGGAGAGACAGAGUAGUGUGUGCGUGCGUGUGUUCGGAGGGAGGGUGUUCCUGUGAUGUAUGGUGUGGGAUGGGGCCACACUCAGAUACAGACAUCCCUCGUCCGCACCUCUACGCAUGUUCUCGCCCACUUUGCAGUUACAACGCGAUAGUAAACGAGGAUGGGAGAUGGAUAACGAGAGAUAGGACAGAUAGCAAUAACAGGAAACUCGACAGCGCUUUCCGUGUUGACCAGCACAGAGAGGAACCAACAGCGAGAGGGUCAGGGUGACAGUAUAGGUUAGAGGAAUAUAGAGCUCAUUUAACAAAGCUUCGGAGUGGAGUUGUUGUCGGUUUCCUAUAGACCACAUGAAUUUGAGAAGUGGAGGGGCAAUGGAUUCCCCUUCUGAUCUGUUCUGUCAGCAGUCAUCCCCAAUGUGCCCUUUCGGCCUUUACCGCAGUCCUUCUGGGAGCGCACCGUCAGCACCUCGCUGCCCAGGAGGUAGCCCACCAACCUACCCCCUCAUGUCCCCUCUGCUACACCCCAACAGCGCCUCUCAGAGUUGGGGUGGCUACCGGCAGCGCCCAGGCCUUUUCCAGGCACCAUCCUUGGAACAGGAUCUAGAGGAUGGUAUGGAGGAUCAAGAGCAAGAGGAUGACCUGCUGGUAAGGGGUCAAGCUGCUGCUAUGGCAGGGCCUACCCUGCUUUCUCACCUCUUUCCUGGGGGUAUGAGGAGAGGGGUUGUCUCUGAGCCAGAAGAAUGGUGCCAGGAUGUCCUUCAGGUGAAGAGGCUGAGGAUGGACAAUAUGGGCAAGAGAGAUGGAGAAACACAAGAGGGAGAGGAUGAGAAAAGAGGGAGAACAAGGAGUACACAGCGUAAGGAUGAAGAAGAGGCGCGAAUCGGAGGGCAGCCACGGAAGGGAAGCAGAGAGGGGAGGAAGCGGCAACGGCAGGAAUUGAAACUUCAGCUGCAGGAGACCAGAGAGAAACUUCUUGAGCUCCAGAAGAAAGUGUGGAAAGCUUACGACAAGCAACAGACACAGGAGGAUCAAAGGAGGGAUACGGGGAAAAGUGAAGGAGAAAAAGGGAUGAUGGAGGCAGAGGAGAUGGAAGAAAUGUUUUUAGAGGAGGGAGAGGAAGAUGAUCAUGCUUUCAACGCGGACGACCUUCUCCCUACAGGCCAUAUCUCCUCCAAGAAACAUUCCCAGCAAAAUAUGAAUGGAACCGGGGAUCUUUCCCCAGAUGAAACUAUAGACUUGGAUGUUGAUUUGGACCAGGACCUGGAUAGAGGGAGUGUGUGGGUCGGGUGUGGUCUGGUCCAUGGGGAAUGGGAGGGUCCGGGUGGGGGACAGAAGUUUGCCCAGGCCCUCAAACAGGAGCUGGGUAGUGCUGUGGCACGAGUUAUUGACCGGGUGAUCCGCCUCUACGCUGACAGUGAAAACAUCCCCCCACCCAGCUCUGCCGCACUGGUCGUCCAUGACCAGCGGAAUGGUGGGUUCGGCUCGGGGUUGGUGAAUAUCGAGGAAGAACAGCGAAGGCCAAGUGGGGCAGCCUUGAGUCAAGCUCUAGAGCAAUCAGAGGCCUCUUCACUGGUUCCCAGCAGACACCAGGAGAAAAGGAACAACGGCCACUCAGGCUUCCCACCCAACAUCCACAGAGGGCCCAUGCCACCCCACUCCAACCCCAACCUGCCCCAUCUCCCUCAGCCCCCUCUACAAGCUCUGUUACCCCCUCGCGCCAAAGAGCCCUUCCUGCCUUCUUUUCCCUCCGGUCCCCCAGGCGUGCCCCUCCCACUCCUCCACUACACCAUGCAGCACCUGUUCGCCCGCUCCCUCUCCAAUAUGCCUCUGCACAAGGACUCCAUGCCCUCUGAACCCUUCCUCGACUUCCGUUCUCACGGCCACUCCUUUCCACCGCUGCCACUGCUAGGGCAGCUGGAACCCCCUCUUUCAUCUUCCGGCCGAGGGAGAGAUGGAGGGAUAAGAGGAGGAGGGAGCGGAGGAGGGAUGGGAGGGUUGGACGGUGGAGACGGAUCCCUUUACCUUGGCGCUGCAUCCUCUCAAGAGGGCCUGUCACCGUGCCACCUGAAGAAAGCUAAGCUGAUGUUCUUUUACGCACGCUACCCCAGCUCUAACACACUCAAAACCUACUUUCCUGACGUCAAGUUCAACCGCUGCGUCACCUCCCAGCUCAUCAAAUGGUUCAGUAACUUUCGUGAGUUCUUCUACAUCCAAAUGGAGCGUUUCGCUCGACAAGCAGUCAGAGACGGGGUGAUGGCACCCAGGGAGGGUCCACUACGUCUGGGUCGCAACUCAGAGCUCUUCCGCAUCCUCAACAUGCACUACAACAAGAGCAAUGACUAUCAGGUCCCUGAGCGGUUCGUGGAGGUGGCCGAGUUGGCUUUGAGGGAGUUCUUCAAUGCCAUCCAUGGUGGACGUGACACUGACCCCUGCUGGAAGAAAUCCAUCUAUAAGAUCAUCUGUAAGCUGGACAGCCCCAUUCCUGACAGCUUCCGCCUGCCUGGGUGCCCCGUAGACACACAUCGAUCGGUGUGAGGCGUGGGAAUGUACACAAACCCCUGGCCGUGUUAUAUGACACUUGUUUUAGCACACAAAAACAAUCUCUCUAUCUCCUUCUCUGGCAUCAUUACACACACACACACACACACACACACACACACACAUACGUAUACUGUACAGGCAUGCAUCUUCACAUACUCUUCUUGUCAGAUCACAAUUUUAAAAUGAAUUUGUCUCUGACUUGACUCAGUAUUUCUGCGAACAAGCCUAUGACCAUCUUAAAUCUAAAUGAACAAACAAGAAGUUUUAGGCUGAAGUCAGUGAAACUUUUUUUCAUUCAGUCCUGCUAUAUAACAGCUGCACACGGGGCUCGGGCAUUGGAUGUUGAGUUAUGGUGUUGCGACAAUGGUCUUAUUUCAGCUGUUGAGUGUUGUGGUCCUCAAAAUUUGAGCUUGCACUUUCUAUCCCUUCACUGAAAGGAGUGGAAAGACGUUGUUGUAUGCUAUUUUGCAUCAUCACAGCAAGACGACUGUCGGAUUGUUUGCAUAUAUUAAGGAUCGUUUGUGAUUUGGCAGGCUUUGUAUGUUUCAAAAAAGCACAUUUUGUCAUUUUGUCAAAAAAAUAAUAUGUAUGGGUGUUUCUAUUCCAAGUUUUUGAGCCUGAUUUUUUUCUGUGAAUUUUGAUGUGAAAAGUCUGUGUAAUAAACAUACAUUUUAAAAGCG